AUGAGUAUAUUAGUAAAAUUAAAGAACAAACUUCAAGAUCAAUCAGUAUAUGAAACAAAGCUUCGUGAAUUUGAUGAAUGUAUGUUACUUCUUAGAAAUGAGAAUGUUGAACUACACAAACGUAUUGAUCAGCUCGAGGCAUUGUGUAAAACAAGUGUCGUCAACACUCAACAAACACAUUUUUUUGACGAACAUGUUCGAGAACUUGAACAAGAAAAUGGACGAUUGUUUACUGAAAAUCAAUGUCAACGAGAAGAAUAUAUAAGAUUUUUGGAUAAACUAUCAACUAUGGUUAUUAGAACAGCUGUCAUGCAAGAGAAUAUUCGUAAAGAAUGUUCAUCAAUAUAUCAUGUUAUUGAAAAAUUAUCAUCUUUAACAACAAAUAGUAUUGAAAAUAAGCAUCAAUAUGAUAUAAUUAUGAAAGAAACAAGAGAAAAUUUAUCGCUACAAAAUUUAAAUAAAUCUUUGGAAAUGAUUUGUAAUCUUGAAAAAUUAAUAAAAAAUGAUAAUGAAGUUAUUCGAUCAUCAUCAAAUUCAUCAUCAUCGUCAUCGUCAUCAUCAUCAUCAACAACUCAUUGUUCAAUUUCAACAUCAGAUAGUUGGACAAUUGAUUUCAAGGGCAAGAAGAUUCAAAAUUUAAUUUCAGAUACAUCAAUAAACGAAUCAGAACAGCAACAAAUUCUUCAACGAUCAGAAACAUUUAUAAUUUCCAAACUACCUACAUCUCUCCCAAUAACAGUAAAUAAUCAUAAUGUCGAACAUUGUCCAAUAACUCGAACAACAGUUACUACAUCAUCUAUUAUCCGUCCAUCAAGACUUCCUUGUCGUCGUUCAAAUCCAAAAACACCACCAUCGAAUAAUAAUAAUAACGAUUCGUCAUUAUCAACAUCGAAAUUACCUAUUCGAACAACAUCUUCAUUAAAUCGACAACAAAUUUCUACGAAAAAAUCUAAUAUUCCAACACCGAUUACAUCGAAAAUAAAGAAAGAUACAACAGAAAUAUCUAAUUAUUCAUUCAAUAAUACAACAAUAAAGAAUAUAAUUCAACCACCUUCAAUUAUUCAAUCUCUAUCAGAUAAAACACGAUCUUAUUCGGCUACACCAACUAUGACGAAUAAUACAAAUACUUCUACUUCAUCUCCAUUAAGUAAAUGUACGAGAACAACAAUCAAUACAAUAAAAUCUAAUGGUUCUAUUAAACAAAUGAAUUCAACAUCGAGUGAAUCGAGCAUUGAAGAACAACAGAAACAAAUGAAUAAGUUAUUACCUAUUGUACAAGAUGAAGGAUAUUCUACAUGGUCUUCAGUUGAUGUAAAAGAUGAUGCAAUCAAGAUAAAUACAAAGAAAAAUGAAAUUAAUGAUCGACAGAAAAAUAUUGGACUUGUUAAAACUUGGCUGGACGAUUCAUCAAAUAGACAAUGUUUGGAAAAACCGGUGAAAGAAGUUGAAAAUGAUAAACUUGAACAAUUCACACAAGAUCUAUCUGACGGUUCAUUAGUUUUAUGUCCAUUUGUUCGUACUCGUUGUUCAAGUAUCGCUCCUAUUCCUCUUACAUCAACACCAACAAAAGAUAUUUCACUUGAUAGCCUUAAUAGUCCAGGUUCAAAAGGUGAUACAACUAUAUCAUCAUCAUCAUCUUCAUCAACAUCGACAUCGUCAUCAUCAUCAAUAUUUUCUUGUUCUGAAACAUUUGAAAAGAUACUUGCUAUACAAACAUUAUCAAAUAUUACAGAUGAUAUUGCUGAUACAACUAGUUCAGCAUCAUCGACAUUUAAUAUGUCAGAAUAUAUUGAAGAUCAUUUUAUUGAUCAAGAUGAUAUAACUAGUGAUGAACGAUCAUCAUUAGAAACAACUAUAUUUGAUAAAAGUAAUUCAUACAAACCUCAAAAACGUCUUCUAUUUCCUGGUGUCUUAAAUCGUUUAAUAUUUUUUCGUCGAUUUUUUUCUGAAUCUGAUUUACAACGAAAACAAUUUUCUAUGAAUGAAAAUGAAAAUCAAUUUCAUGUUUAUCAUUCAAAUACAAUUAAUGAACAUUCAGUUGAAGUUCAUCUAAUAAAUACAUAUGGUUCCGAUACAGAAUUACAUGUUUGGUCACAUGAUUGUGCUGAACAACGAAGAUUUCUUAAUGAACGACAACAUUAUCAACAUUUAGAAAAUCCAAUUGAAGAAAAACAAUUCAAUCAUGAUGAUCAACAAUUAGCUGUUGAACGUCAAAUGUUACUUCAACAAAUAUUUGAAUAUCCAUGGUUAUUACAAGAAAAUGAUCUUGAUCGAACAACUGGCUUAUCAUCAAUAAAUACUGAACAAUCAUUAUUAUCACCUGCAGAUAAUGUCAUUGUUCCAUCUCAUAAUCCAGAUUUUUAUCAAUUAUGUGCAUUAACAAAUAGUAGUUCAUUUGUUUUAUCUCAUGAUACGAAUAUAAAACAUACUACUGCGUCUACAACAUCAUCUUUUGUAUAA
This is a messenger RNA of Adineta steineri, 2460 nucleotides long. NCBI's taxonomy places the organism in Eukaryota, Metazoa, Rotifera, Eurotatoria, Adinetida, Adinetidae. The record is from the annotation of a GenBank genome assembly.